Messenger RNA from Oryzias latipes (Japanese medaka), 2210 nucleotides. RefSeq names its product atonal bHLH transcription factor 7 (gene atoh7). Gene Ontology annotation, cellular component: nucleus. Gene Ontology annotation, molecular function: DNA-binding transcription factor activity, RNA polymerase II-specific; protein dimerization activity; E-box binding. Lineage: Eukaryota; Metazoa; Chordata; Actinopteri; Beloniformes; Adrianichthyidae. Gene Ontology annotation, biological process: positive regulation of transcription by RNA polymerase II; axon development; sensory organ development. The record is from RefSeq and is a predicted model, not a curated record.
GGCUUUAGACGGAGGGCAGGGCUCAGACGGGCCAAUCGUGUGAAGGGCUAGUUCUUCAAGACGACCACGACCAGCAGCAGCUGGCAAACUACACCAGUCUGUAAUAAAUGAAGCGACUGGUAGAUGGGAUUAUCUGCCCAAAUGCACAGCUCACCGGUCAAUCUGAAGACCAGCAGACAGCAUGAGACGGGCGUGGGUCCGGCGUUUAAUCAUUCAUAACCGGCCUGAACACAACAGCUCAGUCUGUCCGUCCGGCCCCAACAAAGGAAGAGCAACAAACAAACAGUUCCUGCAGAUCAAUAACAGAGACGUCCACCUAAACACAGACGACAGCUCAGACCUUUGCUCUGAAACCACUUCAGACGCCGUGUCACCGGCUGCUUCUUCUUCAGCCUUACAGGAUGAAUUAUUCAUUUCUCAUGAGGGCGUCUGAUAAUGUGAGUAUUCAAAAGCUCAGAUGCAGCAAAAGCGCGUUCUGGUAACGUUAAUCUUCACAGCAUCUUGGUCCAUAUUGUUUCAAAGCCAUAAUCCCCCUGAUGUGCAGCAAAAUCCCCGCGGUUGCACUUCUGUUGCCUGGAGCUAAUCUCAGAUUAUGGCUAUCAUGACACUAAGAAGCAAAAGUGGGAUUGUUCUCUGCAUCCCAUGACAUCCGGGAGUUUCACUGAGCCAAAAACCUGACGGUGAUCCGCUGGUCUAUGGAAUCAUCUAGAAAGGACGUCGUGUUCAUCUGGGAGUUUAACUCAACAGAUUCACAGAAUUUACACAGAAAAACAUUCAGUUAGAAAAAGAACUGAAAUCCUAAUAAACCUGAAAAGCCUCAAUGUAGAAAUCCUAAGAACAUUACUGUGAUCCAGACUCUGCAUCAGCAGCAUCAAAGUGCUUUCAGUGCUUAUUGGUUGACGUCCUGUUUUUGGUGGCUCCAACUGUCCAGGAGGUGAAGCUCAGACUGGAGACGGUCAGUUUCCAAUGUGUCCGUCAGCUGUGGGGAGCUGAACCUCCAGAUGGUGGACCUGGUGGUGUUUGGGACACAUGGCUGAAGCCAGGAAGCCUAAUUGGAAUUUCAUUAAGUUUUGUGUGAGUGUUCAGAGUGGGCGUGGCUGUGGACGAGUCUGUGUUUUUCUGAUAUUGAGGAAGGGGAGAUGAUGGAGGUUUGGGGGGGGCGGGCCUCCACCUGCUGCCACCUGUUUGUCUGCUGCGUCUUAUAAAAGCUGCUCCUCGCCGUCUUCAGGACCACAGGCGGCCCUGAAGUCCAUCCGGGAGCUGUGACUGGCAUCUGCUCCGACAUCAUCGGCUCCAUCCGCUGAGGGCUUCGCCUCUUUGCACAGAAACCAUGAAGUCCCGUCGACCCAGCUGCAGCGACUCCGGGUCCGAGUCCUCUGAGCCAGACUCCAAGAGCCCAGAGAAGUACGAGACCGCCACCAGGAGACGGAUGGCCGCCAACGCCAGAGAGAGGAAGAGGAUGCAGGGUUUGAACACCGCCUUCGAUCGCCUACGGAAGGUGGUGCCGCAGUGGGGCCAAGACAAAAAGCUGUCCAAGUACGAAACCCUGCAGAUGGCCCUCAGCUACAUCAUGGCCCUGAGCCGGAUCCUGACGGACCCCCGGAGGCACGCUGCGCCCCACAGGCAGUGGCUGGACCUGCAGCUGGAGGCCGUGGAGCCCCAAACCUUCUCCUGCCUCCUGGAGUACGACCAGCCCAGGGCGCAGGACUACGUCCACUCUGACUUCUACCAGUUUGAGGCCCCCCAGCUCCACCUCUGAGGCUGCGGACCGGCGGUCAUGUUGGACGUGAACGACAGCGGGAAGACUGACAGUAAAUACCUUUGUAUUGUUUUUCUGCUUUGAGGAGGGACCGUCAGAGGUUUGGAGGAACGUGGAGUUUUGUUCAGACUUUAGCAGAAGUGGAACUAAUAGAACCGGCUCACCGCUUCCUCGGUUUUGGCCCAGAAAUGCUGUGCAAUGUGGAACGGAUGGAGGAAAUCCUGGUCUGAAGUGCUCGUCUGUAGAGUUCAACCAUAGGUGUCAUUUCCACAGACCUUUAUUUUGUUAAAUAGAAAGUUUUCUUCCAAAAUAAAAUAUUGUAUUUAUGAAAAUCUUUUUUUUCUCUUUUGCUUUGGAUUUUACAUCUUUUUUAUUGUUGGUACUUUCACACUUUUUCAAAUUGAGGAUUAAUGUAUUAAUGUAAAUGUAAUUAAAAUAAAGGCUAAAUAUA